Messenger RNA from Rhododendron vialii, 572 nucleotides. RefSeq lists its product as uncharacterized. The record is from RefSeq and is a predicted model, not a curated record. Bases 36 to 458 code for a protein of 140 amino acids. The transcript has 2 exons. NCBI's taxonomy places the organism in Eukaryota, Viridiplantae, Streptophyta, Magnoliopsida, Ericales, Ericaceae.
GCUUCACAUUUGCCUCAACUAGAUGGGAGGGAUCGAUGCACGAUUACCACGUAUUCAGAGAAUGUGUUUACGGCAGGGGCAAACAUAUGUUUCCCCAUCCGCCAAACGGUAAAUACUACUUGGUGGACAGUGGCUAUCCAAAUAGCGACGGAUAUCUCGCACCAUACAAAGGCUACACGUACCAACUAGAAGACUUUAGGCGUUCACAAAAACGGCAUAUGGAUCCGUACGAAUAUUUUAAUAGGUGGCACUCAUCACUUCGUUCUGCAAUUGGGCGGACAUUUGGGGUGUGGAAAAGUCGGUGGAGAAUGAUGAAGGAGACCUCAACUUAUCCACUUCGCAUUCAUAAGCUGUUUGUUAUUGCUUCCAUGGCAAUACACAACUACAUUAUACGGAAUUCUGUACACGAUGACGAAUUGGAAGAAGCGAUCUGGAAGGACGAGAGGUACGUGUUCUAGGAUCUGCCAGACAUUGAUCCCACAUAUGUGGCGCAGGAGGACACUGAAGGUUUCCUAUAUCCUCAGUCUGCAAAUACUUUGGACAUGGAAGUCGUGCGGCAUGACAUAAUGACA